Messenger RNA from Acanthosepion pharaonis, 999 nucleotides. Lineage: Eukaryota; Metazoa; Mollusca; Cephalopoda; Sepiida; Sepiidae. The record is from the annotation of a GenBank genome assembly.
AUGUCACCUGUACUAUCUUUCUUUCUUUCUUUCUUUUUUUCUUUCUUUCUUUUUUUCUUUCUUUCUUUCUUUCUUUCUUUUUUUCUUUCUUUCUUUCUUUCUUUCUUUUCUUUCUUUCUUUUCUUUCUUUCUUUCUUUGUAUCCUUCUGUUUUCAUUACUUUUUCUAUGAUUUCUGUCUAUUUUAUUUUACUUGCUUCCUUUUUUUCGCAUUUUUCCUCCCUUUCCCUGUUUCUGAGUUUUCUCUUUUUCUUUCAAAUUUGUCUCCUUUUCUAAUUAAUUUAUCUUUUGCUCAUUUAUUUCUCUCUUUCAUUUCUUAUUUAUCUCUUUCUCUUCUUUCACAUAUCUUUCUCCCCCUCUUCUCAUUCCUUUCUCUCUUUCUCUUUACUUUCUCUCUCCCUCGUCCCUUUCUGUCUUUCUCUUCUUUCGCAUGUGUUUUUCGUAUCUGCUCUUUUCUAUCUCUAUCUACCCUUUCUUAUUCUGUCUCUGUUUUACUAUCAACCUGUCUAUUCUUCUUUUUAUUUUUUCUCCCCGUCCAUCUUUCUUUUUUCUUUCUCUAUCUAUUUUUACAUUCUCAUGUUUUUUCCAUCUCUUAUUUUGGCGUCUGUAUUUUCCAUUUACAUUAUUUUCUCCUACUCUUUUUCCAUUCUUUUUUAAUCUUCUUUGUCUCUUUUCUUUCUUUCUUUUUUCUUCUCAUUCUAUUUCUUUCUAUUACCCAACUUUUCUUUUCUUUGUCACUCUCUUUUUCUCAUUCCCGAUUUCAACUGUCACUAUUUCUUCGUCUUUACUAUUUUACUCCUCCCCCCGCCACUAUUUCCUUGCAGUUCCAAAUCCCUUUUUUAUUUCUUGGUCUUUGUUUUGCUUAUUCUCUCAUUUUCCAUUUACUAAAUUUCCAUUCCUUUCCAUUCCUUUCCAUUCUCGCCACUCACUCUUCGUGUCUAUUGAUUAAUUAUCAGGGAUGGCGAGAAAAAGAAGAAAGCAGAUCCCAGGAGAUAUCUUAA